Messenger RNA from Saimiri boliviensis boliviensis (Bolivian squirrel monkey), 867 nucleotides. It is a transcript of the gene OTUD6A, whose product is annotated as OTU deubiquitinase 6A. Gene Ontology annotation, molecular function: cysteine-type deubiquitinase activity. The record is from RefSeq and is a predicted model, not a curated record. Gene Ontology annotation, biological process: protein K11-linked deubiquitination; protein K33-linked deubiquitination; protein K27-linked deubiquitination. NCBI's taxonomy places the organism in Eukaryota, Metazoa, Chordata, Mammalia, Primates, Cebidae.
AUGGAUGAUCCACACAGUGAACAGCAGCGCAUACUGCGUCGCCACCAACGGGAGAAGAAGGAGCUGCAAGCCCAGAUCCAGAGCUUAAAAAACUCGGUCCCCAAGACCGACAAGAAGAAAAGAAAGCAGUUACUCCAAGAUGUGGCCCGCAUGGAGGCCGAGAUGGCACAGAGGCACCGGCAAGAGUUGGAGAAGUUCGAGGAUGAGAGGAGCUUUGAAGCUGUCAUCGAAGACCUGGCCAAGAUGGAUCUGGAAAACCAGCCUCCCCGCUCCCGCAAAGCCCAGAGAAAGCGUGAGAGAACGGAGGCGGAGCACCGGGGGAGCAACUUCCAGGCCGAGAUGGAGCACCUGGCCGGCUUCCGGCGUGAGGAGGAGGAGAAGCUCGCCGCCAUCUUGAAGGCCAGGGGUCUGGAGAUGAAACAGAUCCCAGCAGAUGGCCACUGCAUGUAUCGCGCCAUUCAAGACCAGCUGGCGUUCUCCAUGUCGGUGGAGACGCUGCGCUCCCGCGCCGCCAGCUACAUGCAAAAGCAGGUCGACGAGUUCCUGCCCUUCUUCGGCAACACCGAGACCGGCGACUCCUUCGGCUACGACGACUUCAUGAGCUACUGUGACAACGUCGCGCACUCUACCAUGUGGGGAGGCCAGCUGGAGCUUAGGGCCCUGUCACACGUCCUGAAGACCCCCAUCGAGGUGAUCCAGGCCGACUCGCCCACCGUGGUCAUCGGGGAGGAGUACACCAAGAAGCCGAUCAUCCUGGUCUACCUGCACUACGCCUGCAUCCUCGGCGAGCACUACAACUCCGUGAGGCCGGUCCAGGCCGAGGCUGCGGCCGCCGGGGCCACAUCGGCGCCCCCGCGUCUCCAGUAG